CUCUCUCUCUUUACGAAAACACUUUCGGGAAGAAUCGGGGUUUUCCUGUCACGGACCCGCGCGCAGCCCGCCUUUCGCCCAGAGCCAAACCGUGGCCUAGCGGCAGGACCGGCUCGACUAUGUGGAGAAGGAAACGAGCACUUGGGGACUCUUUGACUUGUCUCGUAUUUCUUGUGACGCUCGCCGGUGCUUAUGGAUUCCUGAGCCAGAGCGCAGCGUCCCAGUUCCUGCGCAGACACAGGAGAGCGAACUCUCUGUUCGAGGAGAGCAAGAAGGGGAACCUGGAGAGGGAGUGCAUCGAGGAGCUGUGCAACAAGGAGGAGGCCAGGGAGAUCUUUGAGAACCACCCGGAGACGGAAUACUUUUACCCCAAAUACGUCGCGUGUCUGGGUUCACACCGCGUCGGCAUCAACAAUCAGAACUCUCCCAUCCUGUCGGACCUUCGCUCCUGCGUGAAUGAGAUCAGUAACCAGUGCUCCCCGUUCCCGUGCUACAAGGAGGGCACGGAGCGCUGCGUGGACGGCCAGGCCUCCUUCACGUGUGUGUGCAAACCCGGAUGGAAGGGGCCGCACUGCCAAGUCGACAUCGACGAGUGCUCAGACCCUGACUUCCCGGGAGGAUGUAACCAGAAAUGCUCCAACGUCCCUGGCAGUUUUCACUGCAUGUGUGAAGAAGGUUUCUACCUCAUUGACAAAAUUCACUGCGUGGAUGUGGAUGAGUGCCAGUUGUAUCCCUCGACCUGUGGGCAUCCGGCUAAAUGUGUAAACAUGCCGGGCAUGUUUGAGUGCCAUUGUCCCCUGGGAUUUAAAUAUAACUUCACUUCCAGGACCUGCAGUGAUGUGGAUGAGUGCGAGCAGAAUGUGUGCGACGGCACCUGUGUUAACACCGUGGGCAGCUACAAGUGCCUCUGUGACGGCCGCCUGGGCCUUCGCUUAGCAGAGAAGGGGCGACGCUGUGAAAAGAUCCCUGUGUGCGUGAAGCUGUACAACCACAAACACUCCGAGAUGCUUUACCUGGGCGAGCAGUUUGUAGGUCUGCCUGUCAUCUUUCUGCGCUUCCGUCUGCCAGAGAACACAAAAUUCGCAGCAGAGUUUGACUUCCGAACGUUUGAUCCAGAGGGAGUUAUCUUGUAUGCUGAGUCCUCUCAGGACUCGUGGUUCAUGUUGGGGCUGAGGGGCGGUCGCAUCGAGGUCCAGUUCAAAAACCAGCACAGCUUCAAGGUCACUAGUGGAGGAAAAGCCAUCAACGACGGACAGUGGCAUGUGGUGUCUGUGGACGAACUGGAGAGCAGCAUCAGUGUGAAGAUUAGCAAAGAGGCUGUGAUGAGCAUCAACAGCCCUGAGAGCCUAUUUACACCAACUAACGGCAUGCUGGAGACCAAGGUCUACAUCGCUGGUCUGCCCAACCGCACGGACAUCAUCAUCAAACCUAUCAACCCCCGCCUUGACGGCUGCAUCCGAGGCUGGAACUUGAUGAACCAGGGAGCGUCCGGAGUCAAGGAGGUCAUUCAGGAGAAGAAGAGUAAACAUUGCUUUGUGAACGUGGAACCAGGAUCUUUCUUCUCUGGGGCAGGACUGGCACACUUCAGCAUUGACUACAAUGCUUCUGGGAGCUGGAGUGUAGAACUAAAGAUGAGCAUACGUCCAUCCACCAGCACAGGUGUCCUCUUCGCUCUGGUCUAUGACAACACGGUCCCCCUGACGCUCGCUGUGGUAGCAAAGGGAGAAGAUGAAGCUAACUUACAAGUGUUCAUAGACGGCGUCUCCGUGGCGAGGCUGGACUCUCUGCUGCUGUGUUACCCUGAGCGGAUGACCCUGCUGCUGAACGUGACUCCAAGCGAAAUCCAGAUUUCAGCCGAGUCGUCAAACGUCAGCUACGUUAAAUCUGGAGUCCUGCAGGACUCACUGAGGCGCCUCAACUCCAGCAUGCUGAACCCUGUCAGGACGUAUGUUGGUGGAAUACCAGAUAAUGUCCCUUUAUCUGCCACCCCCAUGUCAGCGUAUUACCACGGAUGCAUGGACAUCACUGUCAACGGCCAGCAGUUGGACUUCGACGAGGCUCUUGGCAAACACAACAGUAUUACGUCCCAUUCCUGUCCGCCUUUCUCCCCGACCCCUGAAAGUGACCUUAAUUAGCACCAGCAUCACAUAGUGACUCGCUCGCAUUAGGAAACAUCUCACAGGGGCAGGGCAGAGAGGCAAGGGAGGGACGAGUGGGGAAAUGAGAUGAGAAGAUGAGAGAUAAACAAUUAUAGUCAUUUUUGUCGACUUUCUUUAAAGGAUUAAAGCAUUUUAAGACAGUAUUAUUGUUUUUCUCCUGAAAGCAUUGUGUUUACUUUAUUUUUAUUCUUUGUGCAUUUUAUAAAUGUUCCCAAGGUUCAGCAAAAGCUGGUAAAACAGAUGAUUGUUGGAAAUAAAUAAAUAACAGUAGGACUGCUGGAACAAUGCAUAGUUGCAAAGAAAUACAAAUUUUAAGACCCAAGGAUCUUUAGAAAAGGCUAAGCUUAGCAACAAGGAUGGUGAUGUUUGUAGAAAGGGUCACUGUUGCCCAGACUGAGACUGAUUUUUCCUAGCAGUGGAAACGGUACUAAUUAUAGUAGAGAUGUCAAGGAACAAGUGGCUAAAGGUAUUUAGUGGUUAGUUGUGGUGGUUGAACCCACAGAGAGAGUGGAGACUCCAGGCCUUUGAUUCAGAUAUCCCUUCAUGGAGUUCUGCCUUCAUAAAACGUUUCGGGAAACACUUUAUUGCUGAAUGAAUCUGGCCUUGCAAAACUAUCUUCAACCAUAUUCUUUAUACUGUAUGUCUUUAUCUUCAUUGUUCUGUGUUCAGAAUUUACCUUGUGUAAAUAAAGCAAACCAUCUUUAAUAUAUAACUUAAAUGUACUUUGUUCAGUACCAUUUGUUUUAUCUGGGUUUGAAUAAAUUUCUGUAAAUCAAC
Molecule: messenger RNA, 2936 nt
Organism: Betta splendens (Siamese fighting fish)
Lineage: Eukaryota; Metazoa; Chordata; Actinopteri; Anabantiformes; Osphronemidae
Gene: pros1
Product: protein S
Exons: 14
Coding region: 120-2135 (671 amino acids)
Cellular component (GO): extracellular region
Molecular function (GO): calcium ion binding
Source: RefSeq, a predicted model, not a curated record